Pocillopora meandrina is the source of this 11597-nucleotide messenger RNA. The record is from the annotation of a GenBank genome assembly. Lineage: Eukaryota; Metazoa; Cnidaria; Anthozoa; Scleractinia; Pocilloporidae.
UUUCAGGUAUUGGAAAAUUUAACUGCAAAUAAGCCGGCAGAAAGGAAAAAGGAUGGUUCAUUUGAAGAGUCUUUCCAUAAAAGAAAUAAAGAAGAAAACCUUGCUUUCCAAAGCAUCAUUGGCGAUUUGACCUCACUGAGUCCUUUGAAUGAAAAAACAGGUUUGAAUCUCAUUCUCUAUAGAAGCCUAAUGCUCUCUAAUGCCCCAAAGUCUUCGCAUCUUGUGAAUCUGAAGCGAUUUUGUUAAGUAGCUAGUAGCCAUUAAAUCUAAAUAAAUAAAUAAACCAGUAAGUCAUUUUUUCUUUCCCCCCUCAAGGUGUUCCUUCCCAUCAUUUCUUUACAGAUAUUUGCCGCUCAAUGAGGUCAUGGUUUUGACACUCCCUGGGUAUCAUUUUAAGAUGCAUUUCCUUCAAUGCAAAUGGGCCUUAAAGCAUUAAAUUAAAAUUAUGGAACAAGGCUUUAAGCAUCAGCCUAUUUCUAAGGCAGGGUAACAUUUUGAGUGAAAAUUCUCUUUAAAAAGGGAUCCACAUCUGGAGACUUAUAUUGGCAUGUACCCUCCCAAAUAUACCCAAGUACCUGCUUUAUAUUUUCCCCCUGAUAACUUAAAACUUUUCAAUUUCCAUUGUAGGUUGGAGUAGGGUCAAGUGUAAUUUGUGCAAAUGACUUUCAAUGUCAAUUUUUCACCUACUGCAUGAGAAUAUUCCUGAAUAGUACAGUCUAAACACUCAAGUCUUAAUCAGAAGCACUAUCACUGACAAUAACAACUGUGGCUGUCUGAGCCUAAUGCUCCCAAUUUCUUACAAGGAUCAAACAUGUGAACCUAUGGACAUAUGUCAGAUUCUCAACAAUACUGGAAAGGCUAUGUGAUCAUGUAGACUAUCAUGUCCUACCAGUAUAUUCAUUUGUUGUGCAACCCGAGAUUCAGCAAUUUUACAAAAAUGGUAAAUUUUAACCAAAGUCAAACAUGCAAAAUGAAGAAAUGUAGCUGAAGUUAGAGUAACAGCGAUGUCAUAUGAUAUCCAAGUGAAAAUGACUUCAACUUAAGCUGUUGAAUUACCUGUCAAUGUCACUGAAACCGAACCAUUUCAGUACACACCCUCACCUGGAUAAUCACAAGUCCAAUUGGAUUUUUCGUGGCUCAAACACAACUGCAUUAACUGGUAAAUUGGUUUAACAAUAUGCUUCAAUUUUCUACCUUUGUUUAACAUUUACAUCAUUUACAACUCUUCAACCAUCACAUCCCCACCUUGUUAUUUUAUGGGUUUUAAGAUUUACAUGACAUGGAAAGUAUUAUAUGUUAUGCAAGAGAUACUAUGAUUAAGUAUUAAAUACCAUUUAAAGAUAGGUUUUCCAUUUAACUUACUCAUAGCGGCAGACUCAUAGCCCAACAUGAGAUCACAGAGAGGUUAGUGAUUCCUCUUGUUAUGAGUCAUAACACUUUGAAUCCUUCUCAUUGAUUGCAGUGCUCCAGGUGAUAGAAGCUCGUUUUCAAACAGGCAAAUUUUACUCUUGGGCAGGUAAUUGUCAUCACAUACUGAUAUCACUAAGAAUUUCCAUUCUUUACCUGUUCAACUUUGAAAUAAUAUCACUAGCUCACCUGAUGCCUAGGCAUCACUUUUAUUUCAAUGUACCAGCUCCCCAUUUUUUUCAACCAGCUUUCAUAAAAGGCCAUAAAACCUGUAUAGCAUCCCUCUGAGAGUUUUUGAUGUGGGACAUGAGACUCUCUGCCCUAUAUUUUCCACUUUGCAAAGCUUCCAUAAGGUAACGACUGAUAUUUUAAUCUGAUCCACAGGUGUUCCACUCAUUGCAGUCAAUCCAUUCCAAAAUGUUGCAGAUCUCUAUGACAGUGCAACGGUUGAGAAAUACAAGAGAAUUGGGCCAAGUGAAAUAAAGGUUAAGGAUCCAACACUUUGUCACAUCUGCUGCGCUACAUGAACUAUUUGAAAAAGAAUCGUGGAGCUCCUUGUUCAAAGCACACAUGCGGAGCCCCAUGGUUAAGAAAAUAUGGUAACCUUCAAAGCCAAGAAAAUUUGGUAGUCACGUAAUAACAUCAUCGAUGAGUCGCAAUGCGAGCACAGUGCGAGACAAUUAUGUUGCAACCUGUGGGAAAUUUAAAUAAAGCGAGGGGCAGGAAUUACUUAACUAUUAAUAGUGCUCUUUGUUUCUGCUCGGUCGAAACUACGUUUUUGCAAUCAAGUAAAUUGUACAGUUAGUCAGGCAACCUAAGGCAUAUUAUAUGAUGUACUAAUUUGAUCGUAUAUUUCAUUGAAGGAAUGCCCGCCUCAUAUAUUCGCCAUUGGUCAGAAAGUGUAUUGCGAUCUCAGGAGAGAUAUGGAAACCAAGAACCAGUCCGUUAUCGUCAGUGGCGAGAGUGGCGCGGGAAAGGUUAGUAGAGGGAGUGGAAUGGAAAUGUUUAAAAUAAUUGGAAUACAGUUAUUUACAAGCUUUAUUAUUUUUGCAGACAUGGACAACACGAAAACUUAUGCAUUUCAUAACUGAUUUGACGAAUUCGAGGUAAGAAGCCUUCUUUCAUGUUGGAGACAUUUUCCGAUGUCUUGCGGCAAUUUUCCGUUUAGUUACUCCAUGGCAUAAAGAAAUACUAAGGUAAAUAACAUUUUCACCUUUUCCACACAGGAAAGACGAGAUUGCUAAAGUGAACAGAAUUGAGCAAAGGAUUCUAGAUUCGAAUCCCAUACUGGAAGCAUUUGGAAAUGCAAAGACCGUGCGCAACGAAAACAGUAGUCGAUUUGGAAAAUACAUCCAACUUCAGUUUGAUAGGUGAGAAUUAGCUCAAAGAUUAAAUAAAAAGUCCAUUUGUUGAUAAUAUUGAUUUCAUAAAAUAAGUAUUGAUUCUACUGUUCUUUUAUCUGAGCAAUAAUUUUACCGGACUGACGGAUUAAAGAGCAGGUUUUUUUCCCUCUUGUCCGUUCUUCGAUUAUCCUGAAUUUUACACAGAGACUUCACAGAGAAUUCCGAUGGGGUCACAAUACAUUGUUUUUGGAUCUUUGUGGUUUGCCGUGCCUUGGUAAAGGUUUACAACACAUCAAUUAACUAGAUGUACAGAACACAUUUUUCUGUUGGGUAUUCUGAGUAGGGUCAGGAGGAACAAAGGGGAAACGGUUUACUAGAGUGUAAAUGUUGAUAGAGAUGAGGACCUCAGAGUCAAAGUAGGAGCUCAGUACUACGGACUUUGGCUCUCGCUCAUUGUCAAACCGCAAAUAUUAUCUCAAGAAGCAGUAAUUGUAAUUAGGGAAAGAAUGAGGAUGUAAACAGACGUAACUCCAUUAAGUCUACUCUGAAUUGGUGCUAAUACAUUGUUGAUUUUUCAUAGGAACCAGAAGAUCGUCGGAGCAUCUAUCAACACUUAUCUUCUGGAAAAGACGAGAGUUGUACAUCAGGCUAAAGGGGAACGAAAGUUUCACAUUUUUGACCAGGUGAAAACGUAAACCGUCAAGAUGUAAACUGAAAAGAGUCCAGAUAUAUAUGUUUUCUAUCUCCCUUAUUAUGUUAAUAAGAACCCUUAAAUCCUAAUUUCAAGCCUUUUCUCUUGCAAAUUAGAUGACUUCGGCAGAAUGCCACCUCCAAGAUUCUUUGAGAAAUGACGAAUCAGCUUCUGCUGGUAAGAAUAUGUUCCCAUAAUGCACUGACGUCUCUUAACGCUGGCAACAAACGUGAGUAACACACCAGGAAAGAACUCUCUCCGUGUUUCGCGCGCGCGAGUUCCUGCCCGAGAAUCCCGGUUUGAUUGAGCACCCCUUGCACAGAGUAGUUGAUACUCGAUGAUGAUGAUGACUAUUUUUUAUUUAAUUGGAAAAAACUGCCAGUAAGUUUUACUUUGGUCAUUUUUAUAAACCUGGAGUGAAAACACAGAUUGACUUACUGAGAGUUAUCACUUCCAUUUCUGUAAAUUUUGAAGGUCACUUUUAUAGACCCAGGCUUACUUGCGCAAAUGCAUGCAAAUGUGACGAGCUCCAGGGAACCCUGAAUCUUAAGAUUAGUUACAAAUUACGAAUGUCACCCUUUGAACUAAUCUUGGAACCUUGCUCUAGGACUCUAUAACAAAGCUCGAGUGUUUCGAGCCGCGAUAAAGUUGCGUGUUUGAAGUGAAUUUUAAAAAAUCAAUUCUUUAAAAUGCUUUUAAGAGCCGGAAAUCUUGUGAAGAAAGAUCGUUAUCAUCUUAAAGGAUAUGAGUUCAUUAGAUAUGAUUUUCUCUGCAGCUCUCGAAGCAACAAAGCAAGCGUUGGAGAAUGUUGGAAUUGACCAUCAACUUCAAUGCGAAAUUUUUAAGGUAGGAACGGUGUAUUUAGAAAUUUCGAUUGCUGUCGGCAAUUCGGACGAGAGAUUGAAAUGAAAGCCCAGUGAAAACCUUGUUCUAAACAUGAUCCUUCUGAUGUUAAUGUAGAAUAGGGUAUUAUAUUAACAUGACAUGAACAAUUAGACGCCGCCUCCGAGGUUCACACGAGCAAAUCUACGACAUAAGAUCUGUUAUUUCAAGACUCUCGGAUAUCUCCAAAAGCGGGAAUGAUCCGUAAAAAUAACCAAGCUUCAACCACUUCAUUUCAUUUUACGUUCUUGUUUUAUUUUAUCGACUAUUUUUUCCACUCUAAUAUGAUUUAUCUCGAUGUACUACUGAAAAUUUAUUCCUCGUUUUAGAUCCUGAGUGGCAUUCUCAAACUUUGUGAUGUUCACUUUGCGGAUGGGAAUACGGCGACAACGAGCGAAAUUUGUUACGUUCAAGAUGAUCAAGGUUAGUGUGUACCAGCCAAAAAAAAAAUAGGUCCCAGGGAACUCGUUCUAUGGCGCGGAAUUCUUGAAGUGCGCCUCUUCAAUUUCACCAUGAUAACUGAAGUACUGGUGUAAUAAUCAAUGAGAUUUUUCAGGCUUACUUUCAUUACUGGGAAGAUCACUCUCAUAUUCAAAGGGCAAAUUGAUGGAAAGAAUGAAGUAGCUUCUAUGGAGGUAAAAGGGACUGGGGCAAGGAAUGGAUGAACGGACAGACGAGCGGAUAGACGGACGGAUGGAUGGAUAGAUGAAUGAAUGAAACAUUUGAGUCUGUUGAACGCAAACCACAGUUUUGAAGUUAAAAGGAAAACAACAUACAAAUAUUUGCCGUAGGAACACCCUUGGCCAUUUAGGAAUUGUUACUUUUUGUUCUGUCACAUUGUGCUGUGUUCAUUGCUCUUUAAACUGUCCGGUUCAGUUUCAGAAGUUUGUGAUUUACUGGGAACCGAAGCGCAGUCUCUAGAGCAAUGCUUGUGCUCACGACGAAUCACAACGGGUUCCACUGGCGAACAGUUCAUGAAGCCUUGCUCAACAUCAGAAUGCGUGGAGAGAAGAGAUUGUAUAGCCAAACUUGUCUACUCCAGGUAUGAUUUCAGUCUGGAAUUUGAUUACAGAAUAGAGGUUUGUGCACGACGCCUUAGAACUACUGAACCUAAGCUUCCCCCCCCCCCCCCCCCGCUUACCUUGAUGAUGUGACCUAAAAAGUUAUUUUCCGUGUGUGUCUCACACACGCGCCUAUUUUUUAUUUAUUUACUUUCCUAGAUUGUUCGACUGGAUGGUAAACUUCAUAAACAUUUCUAUCAGAGCACCGCCCGAUUCAAAACAUUCUUUCAUCGGUAAGAAUAGACAGAAAAUAAUUAUUAUUGUACUUAAGUUUUAUCCCAUCUGAAAGUAAAUGCUGAUUAAGAAGAUUUGGAGGAAGUUCAACUCAACCCUUAAUUUUCCAGGAUCUGGUUGGGAAUUCUCCUUUCUAUUCGCUAUACAUAUCUUUGAAAAUUAGCUCAGAGUAUUCGGUGUUAUCAGCCUCUAGCUUCUAACAUCUUAGUCUGUUAACCUUUUGGCUGGAUAAUGGCUCUUGUAAAGAGAAAUUACGGGAUGAUCACGUCGAAUUCUAGGAAUUAAAAGGUUAACCUCGAUCACAUUUAAGCUGCGCACAGAUUUUUCUAGACCAUUGGUUCGUCGUGGAUAAAAGCUAUGCUUGGAUAAAUGUUACCUGACCUUGACUUUAUGUCAGAAAUCACUCACUCUCUUCUGUUUCAUUCCAGGUCUUUUAGACAUCUACGGAUUUGAAAACUUCCACUUGAACAGCUUGGAGCAGUUAUGUAUCAACUAUGCUAACGAAAAGCUUCAACAACAUUUUGUGUACCACUUUAUGAAAAGACAACAGGUAUGUCGGUAUCGGCUUCUUUCUAAACAGUUUUGACAUUUUGAACAGUUCUUCAAACUGAUAAAACUUUGUAUAACGGUACCCUAUGAAAUAAUCACUGAAAAACUGACGAAUCAGUAUACACAAAUCGGACCGAUCACGCUUGACAGACAACACCUGCUCACCUGAGCCUGAGGAUAACGUCAGUCUAGAUUGACAAAACUUCUAUUACUACUUCCGCCAACAGUCAUUCUCAGGACUACACGAUCAAAAAGGUACCUCAGGUCGCCAGCAGUGGCGGAGCCGGGCAUGAAUUCGAGCACACUGACCAAUUUGACGCUUCUCCAUUUGCAUUCUAGGAAGAAUAUCAGAAGGAAGGUAUUGACUGGACCUUUCAAGAGUUCGUGGACAAUCGUCCGUGUUUAGAUCUCAUUGAAGGGAGGACAAGUGUCUUUUCGUUAAUGAACGAGGUAACAGAAUGUUUUGUGCAAGAUGAAUUCUUCAUGCGCUUUUUUCUCAGAUGGAUGGGAACGUGUUCCUUAUUUUAGUGAGUCAAGCACUAAUUAAAGCUUAUUAUUUUUCGAAAGUGAAAGCGCCAGAGGUAUUUUAACCCUCAAGAGUUACAAGCAUUUAGUUAUUCCUACAAUAUCACCCAUGAAUCAAACAUGGACGUCAUACUAAUAGAGGAAAAGCUUUUGAUUAUUGAAAAAAUUCUCCUAAAUGUAUAGAGAACGGUAUGGAGAAUAUGCAUACUGAUGUUAGGUUGCAAAGGGUUAAGAAUCACUCUAUACCUUCUGACAAAUGCCCUUUUCUCCUUGUUCCAGGAGUGCCGUUUGAAAAGAGAGCUGGACACUAACUCGUUCAGUACCCGCCUGAAGACAGCACUGGCUCAAAACACUCACUUUACUUGUCCGCGGUUUAAAAGUGAAAAUCACGAGUUCAGUAUUCAUCACUUUGCCGAGAGUGUCUCUUACCAAGUAGAAGGACUCGUCAAGAAAAACAAGGUCAGAUUUUUCGUCAUAUUCUACUAACCACUGACAGCAAACUAUAAUUUGGCGGGCAAAUAAAGUAAUUAAAGCUCAAGCUUACGUUGCUGGUAGUUUUGGGGGUUAGUAGACUAAGAUGAAGGCGGUGACUCAGCAACAAUGAGAUCUCCAACUCUCCGGGGGCUUCGACGCUCAUAACUUCGACGCCUCAUAUUGUAGCUUUUGAUUGGAACCCUCAAGGGAGAAAAGGCCGUAGCUGAUCUUAAACAAUCUUGUGUCAAGGCCUAAGGAAGGAUCUAGACAAGAUAUGCUUUUGUCCUAGAAAGUUGGAGAGAGUCAUUCUAGCACGUUACUCAUGUUUUCAUGACCCAUCACUAAUACUGUAACUUAUAUCGCAACAACUGCGAGGGGAGAGGACAGGGUCUUUAUUGCAACGUGUUCCACACUGUCUUCCUAUAUGUAACCCACUCCUCAUUCUUUUCAUUUGGUUAUCGCAGGAUUUUGUUCCACCCGAAGUAAUCGAACUGUUACAAAGCAGCACCAAUUCAUUGAUCCAAGAGCUGUUUCAAGCGAGAGAUCUUAUUCCAGACAGAGCUGGUGAACAAGAGGUAAUAAGUCAAAUUAGCUGUAAUACGAGGUUUGCUUUAAGUGAGCGUCACUUCACUUUUCAUAAUUUUGUCACCUUUUGCUUUGCAUUUGUUCUAGAAUGGACAGUUUCCAUUCAAGGAAAGCAGUAAACAUCGACAGUCCACAAUCACUGUUGUUCAUAAAUUCAAGGUAUUUGAGCAAGUCUUGUCCUUACAAAAAGGGUAUUGAUGCGUUUUCGUGGAGAGCAAUCAUAGUUGUGGGAGUUUCCGGUAUAGUCGCGAGAGGAAUGGAGAAGAGAAAAAAGAGCGAAAACGUGCUACCUCAACCUCGUUUCCACCCUCUCCCUUCAGCACACGGGAAAAAGAUGCUGUGAUUAGAAGACUGUCGUCAUUUCCCCAGGCUCAAACUGGCUAUGCCCCUGUUACAUUCAUAAUUCUUAGAGACAUUUCCAGUUCCGAUGAUGUUCUCGAAAUGGAGGUUCCACAGGAAGUGAAUCUGGUAACAGUUCUUUUGUAAAUGUGAUCAUUCAAUUAUUUCAUAAAUGUUUACGCUGUUCCUGGCUUAUUUCAGGAUUCACUCAACAGACUGAUGUCUACACUGCGUUCUACAAAUGUUCACUACAUUCGUUGUAUCAAGCCAAACUCCGAUUGUCAGCCCGGAGUAUUCGAUAGAAACCAGGUAUGUUAAUGAUCAGGGUGUGGACAGAAGGAUUUGUACUAACGUCUUAGAGGCAUUUUGAGGCAUACCAGGUUGUUUUGUUCUUGUAAGCUAUUACUCUAUCUUGACACAUACACCCCUAGACUAAACUUCCCUCCUCCCCCCCCCCAACCCCUCCCUCUCCUUCUACGUCGAUAAACUUCACUGUCCGUCCUUUUAGGUGUAAUAUAUCAGCAAAAUGUUUUCACAUACUCAGGUAAUGGCUCAGUUGAAUGCAUGUGGUUUGGUCGAGACAAUUCGAAUCAGCGCUGCUGGUUAUCCAAUCAGGUAAGCCCAGAAAACUGUAUUAAUCCUACCGCACAUCAAUAAUGAUAUCUACUCACUUCGCUAAAAUGAGCCAAAUCAUUGGACCAAUGCAUGUCCCACAUCGCGAUGUAACGUAACGGAAUGUAUCACGUAACGUAAUGCAUCAGGAAGUAUCUUCUUAUGAUGUGGUGGUGGUAUUCUGCCGUUUACAUUUUAAAGGUUGGUAGUACUGUGGGCGUAGUGUAGGAUCCAUACAUAGCUUCAUAAGUGGAGUCGGUGGAUCUGCACCACACACUACAAGAUUACACACAGUCAAUUAUGUUUAAAAAAGGCUAAUGCGAUAAUUGUUUUCGCAGACUAUCCCAUCAUGAAUUUCUCAAACGUUACAAUGUCGCCUUGAAGCAUAUGGACCCUGUUAUGAACAGUCACGUCACUUUUCCUCAAGCCAAGUCGCCGAGGACAGUAGAAUCGGCGUCUCCUCGCGUUCCCGCCUUGGAAAGACUCAAGCGUCGAUCGCGUCGGAGACACCGAAGUAGCUACGACCACACGAGACACAUCUGUCGGUCGAUCUUGGAGAUUGUCAAGGUUGAUAGUGAUGAAGUUAAAGAAAAUGUCCUUGAGAAUGGCAGUCAUAGUGUGAAAAUUGGAAGGACGAAGGUUUUUCUAAGGGAAGAAACGGUGAGUCAUGAAAGGGCUGUGGAAAAGGUUUUUAACAGAUGUAGGACCUAGGCUCUACACCCGCGUCAUAUUAGAGUUUAAGCAUGAUAAUUUGAACAUGAGGGGGGAGGGGAGGGGAGGGGGGACAUGCAUCCUAGUGAGGACCGCUCUUAGCCACGCCCUUUUAAGACUGUGUCCUACUUACCUAUGAUUCUAGCCCCCAUGAUAACCUAUCCGGUACUAAUAAGAGCUUAUAAUCAAAACAACAACAGAAAUGCAACUUGUUUUCUAACUAGUCUAGUUUGCUUUGUCAUUUUUAGAUGGAGAGGUUGGAGCAAGUACGAAACAGAUGUCUCACCAAAUCAGUGUUGAUAAUCCAGAAGUGUUGGAGGCGUCACAAAAGGAGGCUCGAACAGAUAAGGGUGACUGCGGCUGUUUUAAUCCAAUCAGGUGAAAUGCCUAUCUUGGUUUUUCGUAAAGGAAGCUAUAUCGGAAGGUUGAAAAAAACUAAUUGCUAGUGCGCUGCUAGUAAGUCUCUAUUUUAGUCGAACCAAUGGCCCUCCGCACAUUAGCCCUAUAGUAUAACCACUCUGUUACAGAGAAAAUUGUUUCGAAUAAGUUCAUUAGAAACAAAUGGGUGACCGUAGAAGCGAUAAAUUAAGACCCUGUUGGCACUUUGCAAAGAUUUGUUUAAACUAAUAACAGAGCCCGCAGCGGUCGCAGCGCGCGCAGCGUAGCCCCAUAAUUACAGGAAGUAGUAGUAAUAAGUUCUAUCGCUUUAAAAUCAAACACCGUGGUCUAUUUCUCAGAAAGGGAACUACUGAAGAAAACCCGUGUUACUUUCCUUUCGUGUUUAGUUUGGAAAGGAUGGAGAGCCAAGAUAAAUUUCCGGAGAAUUCAGGAAUCAACCAAAGUCAUACAACGCUAUGCGAGACGCUAUUUCGAGGCAAAACGACUCAAAAAAGAGUGCCGAAGUGUUCUAAACUCAACCGGUGACAUGUCCACAAAAGAGGCCUUGGCUCUGAAGGAAAGCAUUUGUGUUUCACCACUGUCCCCAUCUUUUUCACUCCUUGAAACUACUAGCCGUCAUUUUGGUUUGACUUCAAGUUUAGCCUCACGCGCAAUGCUGUCUUGGUUCGACGAGUUUACACCACAAAACCGUAGGUUGUCGCCUUGUAAAAGUCAAAUGAUGAUGAGUUCGAGCAGAAGCCAUGUAAGCCCUCUUGGUCUGUUAAUGGGCUUCGGACAGGGGAACCUUCACACAAGAAUACAGACUAGAAAGCACUGUGUCACGCAGUCCGUCAAUAAAUCGUCCACUAUUAUAUCGCGGCGAGACAUUGAAAAGGUACACAGCUUUAUGUAACAUAUUUCAGUAUCGCCGGCUGUUUUGUUCAGGCGCGCCGUUUGGGUUCUAACGCGUGCAUAUGAAAUUUUCAUGUGGAAUAAGAUUGAAACCCGAGAAAGAAUGUGCGUAGAUUUAACCGUUACAAGCGCCCGAGUACACGCAUACCUGCGUCUAGUGGUGGGAUCAAAUGGUAUGGAAUGCACGGAGAAAGAAAACUUUGCUAUUUUUUUCUAAUAAUGACGCAUACUCUUACUCAAAUUUCAAAAAUGGCUCCUGCGAAUUUUGUUGGCGCAGGCAAACCUCUUUGCAAUCUUUUCAUGGUUUACCGUGUCCUUCAAUAUGUUAUUUCGCUAGGCGCCAUCACGAAACUGAAUUUGUAUCUAAGCUUCCAUCUAGAUUGCAGUUACCUUGUAUCAAACUUCUAUUCCAGGUACCAGUAGCAUUUCAUUACAAAGGAACCCCUCUGGCUUACGCCAACACGAGACCACAUCCGGGAAACACAACCAACACGGUAAGCGAUAAUACCAUACUCUCGGAUGGGCCAUUACUCUAAUAGUAUCAUAUUACGAGAAUUUUAGGUUCCCUUCGCACGUGUAAUACUAACAUGAACAUGAGGUGGCUACAAUUUGCUCUGACCCUGUUUUGGAAAAUGUAGGCCCUCUUAAUCCUUUACACCCUAACAGCAGUAUGCAUAUUCUCCAUACUGUUCUUAAUACUUUUCCUAAGGUGCUGACAAGGAGAAUUUGUUACUGAUCAAAAGCUACUUUUAGUUUGUAAUCAUCUCCUUCAUUCUCAUGACCUUAAUUUGUUAUUCAGGAGUGAUAUUGUUGGGAGAAAUUAGAUGUUGGUCAUUUUAAGGAUUUAGAGGGUUAAAGUGGGCGUCGACGAAGCACAUUGCUUUCAGCGCUUAA